AUGUUUACUGCUACUCAAACUCCACUUCGGGGGGAACUGGAUACUUCAAAUUUCCGAGAUGGAGUGAGGCAAUACUCUACCUCAAAUUACAACUACUACAGAAUUGGACAACUCAGUAACACUGGUGUUAGUAUUGCACGCUAUUCAAGCAGCUACUACCCACAAAUAUACGGUAUAUUUACCUGUGAAGUGCCAGACAGUAGAGGCAUUACUGUUGAAACCAGCAUCGGGAUAUAUGCUUCAAUGCCCAGUCCACCAUCUGUGUACAGCAUUAGUUACAGUGAGCGUCACCGGGCUAGUAACGAUGGUGUACUAGGAACAGUCGAUUGUUUGACCCAGAACUCCCCACCUACUAAUGUGACGUGGACAAGAGACGGGUCAACUAUUGAGGUGGAUGGAGAGGGAUAUGAAAUGAUGCAAAUGGUGACAGAGCGUCAGUCGUAUUCCAGAUACAGAAACACUCUACUCAUCAAGGAUGCUGCCGAGCUUGCCGGCAACCAUAGUUUUUGCUGCAGGGUCUCCAAUGCUGCAGGUACCACUUAUCAGUGUGUUGCCACAUCAUGGACAGCUCAUCCCGAUGUACAUAUAGUUACAUAUGGGAAGAAU
Molecule: messenger RNA, 606 nt
Organism: Geodia barretti
Lineage: Eukaryota; Metazoa; Porifera; Demospongiae; Tetractinellida; Geodiidae
Source: the annotation of a GenBank genome assembly